Messenger RNA from Adineta ricciae, 1263 nucleotides. Lineage: Eukaryota; Metazoa; Rotifera; Eurotatoria; Adinetida; Adinetidae. The record is from the annotation of a GenBank genome assembly.
AUGUAUUUUCAACAUAAAUGCUUUGGAAAAUGUUCCGGAACAUUAUAUCCAACAUUGUAUGUUGCACCACACGCCGAAUGUAUACAAUGUGAUACAUGUCAAGCAUUAUUUUCACCUAAAACAUUUGUUUCGCAUGGACACAAAUCCGAAGAAAAUCGUGUUUGUCAUUGGGGAUUCAAUUCCGACAAUUGGCGCGCCUAUUUAAAACUACGUUCCAGUGAGGACACCAGAGCACGAGAAGAAUUGGAACUAAUGAAAGAGAAAUUUCUCAACAACAAUAAUAAUAAUACUACAACAACAAAUAACAAUCCGAAAAAACGAUUGUCGCAACCAAUGGAUUCUUUAAUACCGGCAGAAAAACGCGCAAAAACAAAUCCAUCAUCGUCGGGUGAUAGUUGGCCAGCGGCAAAUAACCUUUAUUCUCAUCCUCAAACAGCAUUUUCAACAGUGAAAAAAGAUAAUCAUUCGGGAGAUUACUCAUUCGCUUCGUCUGUUCCUCGGCCAUCACCAUUACGUGUGGUUCGUUCGAGUUCACCCGAAUUAAAUGACCCAACAACCUCAUCCAUAACAAACUUUAAUGAUUUUACACCAGAUGGUAUUCGACACAUUAUUGAAUCGACAGUUACGUCGCCGCGCGGGCGUACUCAGCUAUUGGCGUAUAUCUCUCAAUUACAACUGGCUGCUUAUACACAAUCAUCAAGAACCAACACGUUGUCUGUUCAUGACAAUCAACAAAAUGAAACUAUUUUACUACGCCGAGAAAAUGAAUUACUUCGUGAACGUCUAUCGAAAUUCGAAUCGGUUCACGUUUCAUCCAAUGCGAGUACAACUAGUAAAACAUCGUCACACGAUCAUAAUCAACAACACGAUAGCACCAUCGGAGAUCUGGAUGAUGUCGAAUCGACGAUUUCGUCGAAUAGUGCAUCGUCAGCGAUGACACAAGAAACAACGAUUAAUGAUCAACGAAAAUACUUCGAUCGAAAGCGUCGUCUACUAGCCGCUGAACAACAAAUACCUAUUCUAGAAGCAGACAUGUUAAUGGCAAAGAAAUCUGGCGUUUACAAGAAGGCUUGUUUAGACGAAAUUGUAGAUUCAUUGAAUCAAAAAGCUCAAGCUGAACGAGAAGAAAAUCAUAAUGCUAACAAUGAUGAUGUUGAUGAUGAUGAGAAGAACUUUCGAUCGCCGUCGACAACAAAUGAAAGAGAAGAUGAAGACGAAGAGAUUGAUAUUGAUGAUGGCAAAGUUGCUGAAAAUGACCAAUAA